UGAAGCUGAAGCAACGGCCCAGGAGUUUCUUGCUUGACUAGAAAAUUCGCAAGGUGUAGCCGAGCUUGAAAGCAUUCCGCGUCGUACGAAGCAUGGCGAAGCACGAGGCAAGAAGACAAAUCCUGGUAUUCAUUCUAACAAGUAUCGUGGCAGGAUUAAAUGCACAGCUACAACUGCCCGAAUGCGAAAAACCAUGCCCGUUUGUGCUACGACAGGUCUGUGGCAGCAACGGACUCACCUACAAUAACGAGUGCCUUCUGGAGAUCGCCAUGUGCAGAGAUCCAACGCUGUUCAAGGAGUACGACGGGGAAUGUGGAGACAUAAACAACUGCGAUAGACCUUGCCCCUUCGUGUUACGGCCAGUUUGUGGCAGCGACGGAAUCACCUACGACAACGACUGCCUUCUGGACAACGCCAUUUGCCAAGACCCAACACUCUUCAAGGAGCAUAAUGGGGAAUGCGACAACUGCGACCGACCUUGCCCCCUCGUCUUCCAACCGGUCUGCGGCAGCGACGGAAUCACCUACGAGAGCGACUGCCUUCUGGACAUCGCCAUUUGCCGAGACCCAAGGCUCUUCAAGGAGCAUAAUGGGGGAUGCGACUGCGACAGACCUUGUCCCUUCGUGUUCCGACCUGUCUGCAGCAGCGACGGAAUCACCUACAACAACGACUGCCUUCUGGACAACGCCAUUUGCCAAGACCCAACACUCUUCAAGGAGCAUAAUGGGGAAUGCGGUGACAUCGACCUCGACUUCCCCCUCCCCUUCGACCACGACCUCAACCUCGCCCUCGAGUGCCCCCUGCUUGACGCCCCAGUCUGCGGGAGCGACGGCGUGACCUACCCCAGCGAGUGCUUCUUGGAACUGGCCGUUGCGCAGAAUCCCGAGAUAUUUAAGGUCGGCGAUGGCGAUUGCAGAUGCUACGAGGAGUGCGACCCCCAGCUGAGUCCCAUCUGCGGCACUGACGGAGUGACUUACGGGAACCAGUGCCUUUUCGAGUCCGCUCAGUGCCAUGACAGUGACCUUCGCAAAGUGGCCGACGUGUCCUGUGGUUCGUAGUGGCCCUUUUCUGUG
Penaeus monodon (black tiger shrimp) is the source of this 1073-nucleotide messenger RNA. Its product is annotated as ovoinhibitor-like. The record is from RefSeq and is a predicted model, not a curated record. The transcript has 7 exons. The coding region runs from base 93 to 1058 and encodes 321 amino acids. Gene Ontology annotation, molecular function: protein binding. Lineage: Eukaryota; Metazoa; Arthropoda; Malacostraca; Decapoda; Penaeidae.